Thalassophryne amazonica is the source of this 2485-nucleotide messenger RNA. Its product is annotated as caldesmon. The transcript has 3 exons. Bases 74 to 2485 code for a protein of 803 amino acids. NCBI's taxonomy places the organism in Eukaryota, Metazoa, Chordata, Actinopteri, Batrachoidiformes, Batrachoididae. The record is from RefSeq and is a predicted model, not a curated record.
UGUGUUGAAGCAUAAGGAAGAAAGUCAUCAGAAAAAUGUGAGAGGGAGACCGACUCAUUCUGAGGCGAGGAACAUGAGGCAAAAACAUAAGGUGGAUUCACCUGAUCUGGAAGAGGACGAGAAACACGAGAAGAACUCUACCAGAGGGAAUAAAAAAGAUUCAAGACAAAGGAGAGCUGCGAAUGAGAGAGACAAGGAGGGAAAAGUCAAAAAAAGAUCACAACCUCAAGGAGACAGUAGAAGAAAGACGAGCAAAGCGAAACCCGUGAUCGGAUCAUCUACGACAAAACCAGCAAGGCCCCGAAAUGAGGUGUCCACUGAACCGGAACACAAAAGAGGUGACAAAGUGAAUUCAGAGAGUAUUGCACAAACCUCAGAGGAGGCCACAGAAGAGGAAUUGAGCAAUGAGGAGGAGGAGCUGAGCUGUAAUGAAGAGCCGCAGAGGAGCGAAGAGGAGGAGGAGGCAUCAGACAUGCACAGAGAUGGAGAACAGGUAGCAGACAAGGAGUCGGACAAUGACCUUUCAGAAGAAGACAACACCAGAAGUGACUCAGAGGUGAAACUGGUCAAAUCCAGCACAGAGGAACGUCAGAACGAGGCGGAAGAAAAAGACAAACUCAACAGUGACGUGAGUGAAGAUGAGAAAAUGAGCCAGGAGAACGCGUCUGAAAAGACCACACUAGAUGAAACCAGCAGCGAACCUGUGAAGGUCACAGAGCGGCAGAAAAGCAAGAUGCUUAAAAAAACCAAAGCCGAUAAGAAGGUUGAGAAGGCCGAGAGAAGGAGGGCUAAAGCUGAAAGGCAAAGGGCAGAAAAAGAAGCCAAACGAAAAGCUAAAGAAGAAAAGAAGAAAAGGAAGGAAAACAAAGAAAAGUCCAAGUCUGCAAGUAAAAGUACACAACGAACAAAUGUUACCCACAACAAGGCAGAUGCAGCAAAAUGCAAAAUACAAAUCGGACAAGCUGCGAACAAGACAAAAAACGGUGAGAAAAACUCUGAUCCAGAGAUCAAAGAGGCUGAACCAGCAGAGUCCAAAACCACGAAAGGCCAAGAGCUCGAUACCGUUCUGGACCCUGAGUGUGCAGAAGAUGAGCAACAGAAGGAUCAAAGUGACGUGAGGGCACGAGCUGGAGGUGCUUUCCUGAGGAAGGCGAGGAUAGCGUCACUCCGACAAACUGCAAAUAAAAUGACGGCAAAAUUGGAAGAGGAAACCUCAGAGAUUGAGUCAGUCGAAUGCGAUUCCAACAAACCAAAGGACCGUUUGAUCGCUCCACGAAAAGGUAUGACAACUCUUCGCAGAGUGUCCGGUUGGAUUCAGAAGAAAAUGCCAAAGGAGUUGAACUUGAGAAAAAAGCUUUGCGCUUGGACUAAAGCUAUUGGAGCCUCCCGCUGGCUCGCCCUUCAGACCCAAAGGGAGAAGCAAGGCAUCGAGAAACCCAAGAGCAAUCUUCUGAAGCACAGAAUGGCCAUAAGAGUUGCCAGUAGAAGCACUCUGGCCAGUCGGAAACCCAGGAACUCCUCUGAAAACAAAAUGGAAAUGGAGAUCCUACAAAAGGCAGGAGAGGGAGGUGAAGAAGCAGCCCCAAGUGGAGAAAAAGAGGCAGAGGCCAAAUUUGCUGCUGUUCUACCCAGGAUGAACAAAGUGGCACAGCCAAAAACAAACCAAGACCUUAAAAAGGCUUCUGGACCUUCUACUCCAUCAAGCUCCACUGCAUCAACUGGAGAAGCUUCUGCCUCCGAGAACAAAACGAAACCCCCUCAACCAGGUGCCAGGCUUGUUCUUCCUGUCAAACCAGAUCUUAGCAUUCUGAAGUCCAUGAAGAUGCCCUUGCCAGGAGGAUUAACAUCAGGUGGAGACCUGGCUGAGAGGAACUCAUCAUCCAACACAGAGAACAGAAAUAGGAGAACGGGCCAAAACAAUCAAGAUGGAGUCGGUGUGCUCCAGCUUUCAAAAGGUAAAAUGAACUCCUCUCAAGUCAACCUGACCAAGAUGACCCUUGGAACAAAUCGAGCCAAUGUUCAGAUCGAAGAGAAGGAGGCUACAGCUGAUGUACCAAGGUCCACCAUGCAGCCUCUUACAACAGUUGAGGGAGGUGUGGUGAUGUCGGGGGUGCGUUCUUUAUACGAAGAAGAGGCGGACAGAGAAGUAGCUCAGCUGAUGGGCGAGGGGGGUAUAUAUCCUGUUGGUCCACAAGGAUUGCACUGGGCUGGGAACCCACAGAUGAGUGGAGACCCCCAGGACUGGCUGCGUGCUGAGAACCUCUUGCCUUAUCAGACGGUGGAGAAACUAACCAAAUGGACAGUUUAUGACAACGGAGGACAGGUCAGGACUGUCCCUGCCCACAACGGCAGGGGCCCAUGGGAAUCGGAGGACCCCAAACAGGACAUGCUGGAGAGUCGCCUGGCCAGCACACAGGUGGUGAUGCCAGGCAGCAAAAGAGCUGUCGAGGUGGAUGAGGUGGAGGAUCUGUCCCAGCUGGAGUGA